Messenger RNA from Fusarium venenatum, 1230 nucleotides. RefSeq lists its product as uncharacterized. The record is from RefSeq and is a predicted model, not a curated record. NCBI's taxonomy places the organism in Eukaryota, Fungi, Ascomycota, Sordariomycetes, Hypocreales, Nectriaceae.
AUGAAUUCCUUCAGUCUUUACCCUCGAACGGGGCCACCGCCGUUUCCCAAUCCUACGACGCUCCCUACAACGCCGCUUCAGCAAAAGGGCCUUGCAGCUCUGUUCAUAUUCCCGAGUCUAUCUAUACUGAUCGUGUCAAUGCGCAUAUACAGUCGCGUGACCUCACGGACGACAGGUCUCGAUGACUACCUCAUUCUUGGGGCACUUCUAUUUGCUUUGCUUAUGAUUGGACCUUUGUAUAUGUUCAUAAAACUCAACUACUGGGGAUUCAGAGCCUACGACGUACCAAAGGACCUCGACCUCGCUGCUGGUUUCUGGUGGAACUUCCUUGUACAGAUGUUCUACAACCCUGUUCUGGCCCUCGUCAAAGCAUCGAUUCUCGUCUUCCUUCUCCGACUCGGCGGUCACAAAACAAACGUGCGAUAUGCUAUUUACGGACUUAAUAUCUUCAAUGCCCUACACGCCGUCGCCAUUUUCUUCACUGCACUUUUCCAAUGCUGGCCAAUUGAGGCGAACUGGGAUUUUCCCCUGCGUGACGAGCCGGGUGUCAAGUGCGUUAGCAACUGGUUCCAUGUCAUUGCAUCGUGCAUCACCAUCGUGACGGAUUUUCUCGUUGUCGCGCUGCCUUUUUGGAUCUUUUUAGGUCUUACCAUGCGAUGGGCGACUAAGAUUGCUGUUCUUAGCGUGUUUGUUUUGGGUAGUGCCGUUGGUAUCAUUGCUAUCGUUAGGGUCAUCUCCAUUUAUCACCAACUCGUCGAAGGGCCCGACCCCGGUGAGGAUACUUUCUACACUGUCCUUCCUGUAUGGGGAGCCAUCGAAACGAACAUCGCCAUUAUAUCCGCCUCUAUCCCAGCUCUUCGACCGCUGUUCCGACGAUGGUUCCCUGCACUCUUUGGUGGAAGCUCCGGAGUAACAUCCGGCACACCCUACGGCGAUCGAUAUGUAAACAGUGCUCGAGGCACGCACGGCUUGCGAUCACAUAACCAUGACAACAUACACCUCAAAGACUUGCGAGGAGCGAGAAACCAAAGAACUGAGAUCCGAAGUGUGUCACCAACAGGAUCGGAGGAGGAGAUCAUGACAUAUAAUGGCAUUAUGCGGACGACGAAUAUUAAUGUUGCGUAUGAGGAUACCUCAAAAGGUAAUCUUGCAGAAACUGGAACAGAGUCGAGAACUUCUAGCGAAGGGCGAUAUGGAGGCAAAGUGUCAGAAGCUAGGCCUGGAGUAUAA